Molecule: messenger RNA, 270 nt
Organism: Sporothrix brasiliensis 5110
Lineage: Eukaryota; Fungi; Ascomycota; Sordariomycetes; Ophiostomatales; Ophiostomataceae
Exons: 1
Coding region: 1-270 (89 amino acids)
Source: RefSeq, a predicted model, not a curated record
AUGGCCCAUACCGACCACCACUGCCCCGGUCGCAAGGGCAAGAAUGGUUGCCGCCGCAUUAAGCUUGGCAAGCUGUCCUUUUGCCGCGUGCACCAGAUUGCGUGCCUUGUGCACAUGUUCUACCACAUGCGUUGGGAGCCGUGCGCCAAGUGCCGGGGCAACAACAGAGUGAAAGCCACGGCGGACGAGCCUGUCAAAGCGGUCAAGACGACCAAGAAGCGGCAGUGGUCGUUCUGGAAGGGCGGCAAGAAAGGUGGAAAGAAGAACUGA